Molecule: messenger RNA, 1215 nt
Organism: Amoebophrya sp. A120
Lineage: Eukaryota; Dinophyceae; Syndiniales; Amoebophryaceae
Source: the annotation of a GenBank genome assembly
CCCGCCGCGCCGGCGUACCUGCACGGGGGCACGGAAGCCGAGCAUCGAGAUCGCGAUCCGGGCUGGGUUUUCCGCGAAGGGUUUUUCUUCGUCGAUGUGAAGUCAGCACAUGAGCAGUUCAUUGAGAUCGACGGCACGGCAUGCGCGAUGCCAGAAGAGGCGGACGGUGCACGGCUUCUGCUGGAGCGCAUCGAAGCACUUGAGCAGCUACACGCCUUGCUGCUGUGGGAGACGCGAAAAGCUCUGGAGGAUGAGGGGCUAAGCGAGGAAAUGGGGCAGGUCCUGGACGAAGGGAUCCACCGAGGCGAGGGGGACCACCGUGUUGAAGAUACAAAACGAAGAACCGCGUACACUCCGCGGCAAGACUUCACCGCGCGAAUUACAUCUGCACUCGCGGGUGGCCGGCUUCGUUCCGAAGACAAGGCUUAUUAUCGCUUGGGCCGGUCGUCUUUGUCGGACGCAGAAGCAGCAGUCUCGCGGCAGUACUUGGCCCAGAAGCCUGCGCGGCGUUUCGGGAGUGUGCAGGACCUCGCUGGGGAACUGUUUGCAGAGGGGGACUUUAACGCAGUAGGCAAACACGCGCGCGCACUAGUCGAGGAAAAACACCUGCAAGUGCCUCCGACGGUCGAGCAAAUCCGGGUAAGCGGCAAUGUCGAGUAUUUCAGGGUGACGCUUUUUACCCGUGCGCGCCACAUGCUGGUCGCAGCGGAGAAGACAAUCGGCACCCUGAAAUUGUCCGCCUUCGCACACAUCGGCGUUUUACGACUCGAAAACGGGUCCACCGUGGAGCAGCUCAUUCUGGCCGCCGACAGCACCGUGGACGAAGUUUGGCUUGCCCCGGAAGCGUCGGUGGGGGAAAUUUUGUGGCUGAAGACCGCUGUGGUUGCUUCCGCGAGUGGCGGCACUCGGGGCGAUGAAGAAGCCACGGCCUCGUCGGCUGGCGCCGAAGAAAAGCUGACACUUUUUCCCAAGGUGGUGAACAGCAUCGUGACUUCGAAUUUAGCGAUAAAGAACCCCCGAGACGGCGCUGUCGACUUGAUGUUCAAAAUGAAGGAUCUGAAAGAGCAGUCCACUGAGGUAGUGGAGCAACGCGUUGCACGGACAACUUUUGACUCGGAGAACCCUCCCGUAACAACCGGGCAUCAACAUCGGAACAGUCCGCCAUCUGUCAGUCGGGUCAUAACGAGCGUGCAUGAGGGCCCGCUCAGUCUGUUC